Messenger RNA from Xenia sp. Carnegie-2017, 14031 nucleotides. Its product is annotated as dynein beta chain, ciliary-like. The transcript is spliced from 65 exons. Bases 466 to 13866 code for a protein of 4466 amino acids. The record is from RefSeq and is a predicted model, not a curated record. Gene Ontology annotation, molecular function: ATP hydrolysis activity; dynein intermediate chain binding; minus-end-directed microtubule motor activity. Lineage: Eukaryota; Metazoa; Cnidaria; Anthozoa; Malacalcyonacea; Xeniidae. Gene Ontology annotation, biological process: microtubule-based movement. Gene Ontology annotation, cellular component: dynein complex.
ACAGUCGUCUCACUCCCUGUGCAACUUGGUGCUGAAUAUUUAAUUAGGUUACUGGCUGUGGUGAGCCAAUCUAGUGUUCCUAUUGGUCAGAAAAUGCAGUUGUCACCUGCCAUUAUGCUAAUCAUUUACAUACUGAACACAUCACAAAAUUGUACAAUAAAGCGGGACUUCUGUUUGUUCCUAUCCUAUACCACCCAAGAUACCACCUGUACGGUCCUUCGACGGUGGUUUAUCUCCGGGGUUAGAUAUCGAGCCCUAUAAUCAAUCUGUUGUCAUGGCAACAGUUGCGAGCGACGACAAAAAAAACACAAGAAGUCGUGUUGAAAAACAAGUACAUUUUCCCUAGAUAUAUUUCCUUUUGCAACUUGUGUUUUUGGCAAAAAACUGUGUAGAAAUGAACUUGCGUUUGGAAAGUAAUAGUUAGGAAUUCUUUGAAAAAGAUUGUGCUUGUCAAGUUUUAUCAAGAUGGAGUUCAGCGACCCACGUUUUGAUUUUUUAUCUGACUACGUCCUUAAAAGCAUGAAGCUGAAGAAUGAAAAAUGGGCUAAGUUGCAAGGAAAUGAAGAGUACAGGACACAGAUAUUGAACUUCUUUGAAAAGCCGGACAUAAACCUGCUUGUAAUAAUACAAAAUUCAUCGGGGCAACUGCAACCGCUUUAUAACUUUCCUCUUACUCUGAAAACAAAAGCGGUUUACAUUGCAAAGAAAGAGAAAUCUUUGAAUAUCGGUAAAGACAACGUAAAGACUGCUUUGGCAUUUGGAGAUUUAUCGUAUGCCCCACCGGAGCAGCUUUUUGCAUUGGUCGAGGAGAUCCUUGUACCUCUCCUGUCAAACCAAAGAAAUCAUGAAGAAUGGCCUGCAGUGGUCUCUCACGAUAUUCUUCGGCACAUAAACUCUCUGAAAAGUAACGUGUUCGUUAUAGCCGGUCAGGUAAAGGGAAAAACUCUGCUACCUUUACCUGUUGGCUCGGAGCAAGUUGCUGAAGCUUGUGAGUCGGAUGCGCGAGGAGAGUAUUUUGAUCGCAGUUUGAUUCAUUCAAUUGAAUCUAUAAUCAUUGAUUGGUCACAUCAAAUACAGAAUGUCCUUAAACGAGAUUCUUCAGAGCCACUUCUCAAUGGUACCAAUCCCGGUCCAAUGUUAGAGCUGGACUUCUGGAAAGGACGAGCUGAGAAUCUUGAGUGCAUCUUUGAACAACUCAGGGAUGACCGGAUUAGAAGUAUGGCAGAGCUGCUCGAGAAAACAAAGAGUAGUUAUUUCUUAGCAUUCAAGAAUGUGUUUCGUGAAGUGAUUUCAGCACUUGAAGAGGCGCGGGACAUUAAUAUGUAUUUAAAGCCAUUGCGAGGACAACUUGAAGACAUGGAGCAAUUUGACUUCACAGAAAUUGACAAAGUCCUUCCACCAUUAAUGCAUACUAUUGCUUUGAUUUGGGCCAAUUCAAAGUUUUACUGCAGACCUGCAAGGAUUAUAAUCCUUCUCCAGGAAAUGUGCAAUAUGCUUAUCGAAAUGGCUCGUGUUUUUUUGGAACCUGCAGAAAUCUUCAAGGGCGAGUCGGAGGAGUCCUUGGAGAAGACGCAAGUUGUUUUGAAAGUAUGUAACAUGUGGAAAGAUCUCUUCUUACAGACCAGAGCCAACAUGCCCAAGUUGUUCAAAGAUCCUGACAAAGUGAAGAACUGGGAGUUUGCAAACGAACUUGCGUUUGCUAGACUUGAUAAAUUCGUGGAACGCGUCGCAGUUGUUGAAGAACUGUUUACAACAGCUAUCGAGUUUAGCAAGCUCGAGAAGGUAGAGAUUGGUGGUAUUAAAGGAAAGAUGUUAAGUCAUCAGGUGGUGGAGAUAUUUGAAGAAUUUACAGAGUACUUUGCUGUAUUUGGAAGUAGAACAUACGAUGGUCUAGAUCCUUCUGUUAAGGAAUUUGUUGAUGAUUAUAAUGACUUCACGAACAAGAUUGCAGAUUUAGAUCGACGCCUCGCAUCCAUUUUGUGCCAGGCGUUUAAUGAUAGUUGCGGCACUUUAGGAGUUCUUAAGCUGAUGGAUUGUUUCGGCAGUUUGAUGGAUCGCCCUCGUAUUCAUGCAGAUUUCGAGCACAAAUAUCCUGUGCUUUUAUCAAUGUUUGAAAAUGAUCUGGACACAGCAAAGUUGAUAUUUGAUCAACAAUUAUCGUUUGAGAGCAAUAACGAUACCUUGCCUUUAAAUAAGAACAAGCCGCCGGUCUCGGGUUGCUUGAAAUGGGCGCAAGAACUACGAGAAAGAAUAAAAACACCAAUGAAUAGUCUUAAAUUGUCAUUAAAUCAUGGCAUUUUAGAAAGUGCUGAAGCCAUGAGUAUUAUGAACAAAUACGAUGAAAUGGAAGGCCUUUUAACUGGUUAUGAAGAAAACACCUACGAAUUGUGGACAAAAAGUGUCGGUGAUGUUGCACAGCAGAAUUUGGAUAAGCCCCUUAUAAUAAGAGACCCACAGACGUUGUUGAUAAAGGUCAACUUUGAUGCUGAGUUGAUAGCUUUACUCCGUGAGGUUAAGUACUUGGAACAGGCUCAGAAUGACGUCAUUGAAACAAUUCCCGAAAGUGCGACGUGUGUUUACGAACGCAACGAGACCUUUAAUAAGUUCUGCGCCAAUCUUGAUCUUACUGUAGCGUGGUAUAAUACCGUUCGGCAGACAUUAUUGCAGGUGGAGUUUCCUUUAGUGAGAGAUCAACUUAAAGAUAUAGAUGAACAAUUGGAACAAGCUGAGAAAACAUUGACCUGGAAUAGUGAUGGGGUAUGGGAGUACAUUGAGAGGAUACGUGAUCAGGUUCAUGAUCUUGAACGUCGUGUACAAGCUGCAAAGGAUAAUGUAAAUGCAAUCGGUCAACUUAUGACAAAAUGGUGUGAAGCUCCUUUGUAUCAACGCAAAGGUGAAAAACGUGAAGGCUUAUUGAACAUAGAGGAAAAAGACACGAUCUUGAAAAAACGUUAUAGUAUGAUUGAAGAAUCAGGACUUAAAAUUCACGAUCUAAUGAAGAAAAACCUAGAACUGUUCAAAGCUGAUGCUUCGUUAGAAAUAUGGAAGGCGUACGUUGAGUAUCUUGAUGAUAUGGUCGUCGAUGGUUUCUUCAAUGCGAUCCACGCCUCGCUGAAUUACAUCCUCGAGAAUACGGACGCGAAGACAAACACUUUGGCAGUAUUUGAAGCGAAGCUGGAACUUCAGGCACCUGAAAUGGUCUUCAUUCCUUCAUUAGAUUAUGCCAGUGGCUCUUAUGGAUUCUAUGACAUGGUCGAGGGGAUUAUUGGUGAUAUAUACUGUAUGGCAACACUCGUUACUAGGUUAGCUGAUCAUAACGAGGCACCGCAUUAUCAGGCUGAUCUUGAAGAUAUGUUGGAGUUAUCGGAGAUGAAACAGGAAGUUCUUGAACGCAUUUCAACUGUCAUAAAUAAAGCUACAGAAUACAGGAAUUCAUUUGAUGUAUAUGCGUAUCUCUGGGUGGACGACAGAAAUGAAUUCAUGCGACAAUUUUUACUUUAUAAUCAUGUAUUGACGGCUGAAGAGAUUGAAGCCCAUGUUGAAGAUGGUGUGCCUGAAUGUCCUCCAACAUUAGAACAGUUUAAGGAACAGAUUGAUACGUACGAAAAGUUGUAUGUUGAAGUGGAUGAAUUCAAAGGCGUAUCAAUGUUUGAUACGUGGUUUUGUGUUGAUGCUAAACCAUUCAAACAAGCUCUUCUCAAUAUUAUUAAACGUUGGAGUUAUAUGUUCAAACAACAUCUCAUCGAUCACGUGACCAACAGUUUAAAUGAUCUUGUUGACUUCAUCAAAGUAGCGGAUAAAGGUCUCGCGGAAGAGGUUGCUGAAGGGGAUUACAAUGGAUUGGUGGCAGUAAUGGGACAUCUAAUGGCCGUGAAGGAUCGGCAAGCCGGGACAGAUGAGAUGUUUGAACCAUUGAAACACACGAUCGAGUUACUGAAGACCUACGGUCAGGAGCUACCUGAAGAGGUUCAUCUACAGCUACAGGAGUUACCUGAACAAUGGAAUAACUGCAAGAAAAAUGCUGUGACUGUUAAACAACAGGUUGCUCCGUUACAAGCUGCCGAGGUUGCCAUCAUUAGACGAAAAUGUGGACAGUUUGAUAUUAAACAACACGAGUUCCGUGAAGACUUUAGAAAGACAGCGCCGUUCAUGUUUAAUUCGGAAAACGUUUACGAGAAAUUAGAUAGGGCAAACAUUGCAAUUUGUGGCAUGGAGGAAGAAAUGAAGGCGCUGGGUGAAUCUGCUGGUUUGUUUGAAGUGAAUUUCCCUGAUUACAAACAGCUUCGAGCGUGCCGUAGAGAAGUGUUCCUUCUCAAAGGAUUAUGGGAUAUGAUCUAUGCUGUUCUGACGAGUAUCGAUGACUGGAAGACGACACUCUGGAGUGAUAUAAAUGUGGACACCAUGGAAAUGGAAUGUAAACGUUUUGUUAAAGAAAUCCGAAGUCUUGAUAAGGAGAUGCGUGCUUGGAAUGCGUUCACGGGCCUGGAUUCUACUGUGAAAAAUAUGGUGACGUCAUUACGGGCCGUAUGUGAGCUUCAAAAUCCUGCGAUCAGGGAGAGACAUUGGCAACAGCUGAUGCAAGCAACACAGGUGAAGUUUAUAAUGGACGAAGAUACAUGUCUAGCUGAUCUUCUUGCUUUAAAUCUUCAUAAGUACGAGGAUGAGGUGCGGGGGAUUGUUGAUAAGGCCACCAAAGAGUUAGGAAUGGAGAAGAUCUUAAGCGAACUUGAUGUCACGUGGUCUGCUAUGGAAUUUGAGUACGAGACUCAUCCACGCACGCGUAUUGCGUUACUUAGAUCUAGUGAGGAACUUAUAGAGACACUUGAGGAUAAUCAAGUUCAACUGCAAAAUCUCAUUACGUCGAAAUACAUUGGUCAUUUCUUGGCGGAGGUCUCCACAUGGCAAAAGAAAUUAUCAACUGUCGAUUCCGUUAUUUCCAUUUGGUUUGAAGUACAGCGUACAUGGUCUCAUUUGGAAAGUAUUUUCAUUGGUUCCGAUGAUAUUCGCAGCCAAUUACCGGAGGAUUCGAAACGUUUUGACGGCAUUGAUGCAGAUUUCAAGGAGUUGAUGAGUGCUGCUGAAAAAACAACAAAUGUCGUUGAGUGUUGUUGCAAGGAUGGUUUAUUUGAAAAAUUGGAGAAUAUUCAAGAAAGACUUGCUUUGUGCGAGAAAGCUUUAGCUGAAUAUCUCGAAACGAAACGUCUUGCUUUUCCACGAUUCUACUUCGUUUCCUCUGCUGAUUUACUGGAUAUUUUGUCGAAAGGAAAUAUACCUACAGAGGUCGCUCGUCAUUUGUCCAAACUUUUUGAUAACAUGGCUACGUUGGAGUUUAAGAACGACGAAUCGGGUGAAAGUACAAAGGAAGCUAUUGGCAUGUACAGUAAAGAAAAGGAAUAUGUCAAAUUUGAUAAAGUAUGCGAUUGUACAGGACAGGUUGAGGUGUGGUUAAACAGAGUAAUGGAAUCAAUGAGAUCCACAGUGAGACAUGAACUUUCUGAAUCUGUUGUUGCGUAUGAAGAAAAGGCACGUGAUCAAUGGCUUUUUGAUUAUCCUGCACAGGUGUCCUUAUGUGGUACACAAAUUUGGUGGUCAACCGAGGUUGCCAUUGCGUUUGGUCGUCUUGAGGAAGGUUACGAGAACGCCUUAAAAGAUUAUUAUAAAAAACAGGUUGCCCAACUCACAACUCUCAUCAACCUAUUGAUUGGUGAACUAUCGAAAGGCGAUCGACAGAAGAUUAUGACCAUUUGUACAAUUGAUGUCCAUGCUCGUGAUGUUGUUGCCAAACUCAUACAACAAAAGAUCGACAAUGCGCAAGCGUUCGCUUGGCUUAGUCAAUUACGUCAUCGCUGGGAUGAUGGUAACGGUCAUUGCUUUGCUAAUAUCUGCGAUGCUCAAUUCAAAUAUUCAUAUGAAUAUCUCGGCAACACCCCCCGUCUUGUUAUCACACCAUUGACCGACAGAUGUUACAUUACACUUACUCAAUCUCUUCAUCUCACAAUGAGUGGUGCGCCCGCGGGUCCUGCUGGGACGGGUAAAACCGAGACCACGAAGGAUCUGGGUCGAGCACUUGGGAUUAUGGUUUACGUAUUCAACUGCUCUGAACAAAUGGAUUAUAAGUCUUGCGGUAACAUAUACAAGGGUCUUGCACAGACCGGUGCAUGGGGAUGCUUCGAUGAAUUCAAUCGUAUCUCAGUCGAAGUGUUAUCUGUCAUUGCUGUACAAGUGAAGUCAAUACAAGAUGCAAUACGUGAUAAGAAAGAGAGAUUUAUAUUUCAAGGUGAAGACAUCUCUCUCGUACCAACUGUUGGUAUUUUUAUAACUAUGAAUCCUGGUUAUGCCGGACGUACUGAACUACCAGAAAAUCUUAAAGCACUUUUCAGACCUUGCGCCAUGGUUGUACCUGAUUUUGAACUGAUCUGUGAAAUCAUGUUGGUUGCCGAAGGUUUUAUUGAGGCGCGUUUACUAGCGCGUAAAUUUAUCACCUUGUAUUCACUUUGUAAAGAAUUGCUUUCCAAACAAGAUCAUUACGAUUGGGGUUUACGAGCCAUCAAGUCAGUUUUGGUGGUCGCUGGUUCGUUAAAACGUAGCGAUCGUGAUCGUCCUGAAGAUCAAGUUCUCAUGAGAGCAUUGCGGGACUUUAACAUACCGAAGAUUGUUACAGAUGAUGUACCAAUAUUUAUGGGUUUAAUUGGUGAUUUGUUUCCAUCGUUGGACGUACCACGUAAACGGGACAUGGAUAUGGAAGAGUCGAUAAGAAAAGCUGUUUUGGACUUAAAACUACAACCAGAAGAUAGUUUUAUAUUGAAAGUUGUUCAACUAGAAGAACUCUUGGCAGUACGUCAUUCUGUGUUUGUGUUAGGUCCUGCAGGCACAGGAAAGACACAGGUGAUAAAGUCGUUGUUUAAAACAUAUCAGAAUCAAAAACGUAAACCGAUGUUGAUUGAUGUGAAUCCUAAAGCUGUUACAACAGAUGAACUUUUUGGUUAUAUCAAUCCAGCUACAAGAGAAUGGAAAGAUGGUUUAUUCUCAACUUCUAUGAGAGAUUUAUCAAACGUAGCCAACGAAAGUCCAAAAUGGAUUGUCCUCGAUGGUGAUAUUGAUCCAAUGUGGAUUGAAUCAUUAAAUACAGUCAUGGAUGACAACAAAGUAUUAACACUCGCUAGUAAUGAACGUAUACCAUUAUCGCCUCCAAUGAGAUUAUUGUUUGAGAUUGGUCAUCUUAAGACAGCAACACCAGCUACGGUAUCUAGAGCUGGUAUCUUGUUCUUGAAUUAUGCCGACGUUGGAUGGAACCCAUAUGUAUCAAGCUGGAUUGACAGUCGCGAGAUCCAAUCUGAGCGAGCUAAUCUUCAAAUCCUUUUCGAUAAAUACGUUCCCUCUUGCUUGGAUACAUUACGUCAUCGUUUCAAGAAGAUCACGCCCAUCCCUGAUAUCACCAUGGUGACAAGUCUAUGUUAUCUUCUGGAGUGUUUAUUAACACCUGUCAAUACCCCCCCUGACUGUAGCAAAGAAUUGUAUGAAUUGUAUUUCGUUUUUGCUGCUGUCUGGGCAUUUGGAGGAGCUAUGUUUCAAGAUCAGCUCGUCGACUAUAGAGUUGAAUUCUCGAAAUGGUGGGUGACUGAAUUUAAGACUAUCAAGUUUCCAUCAUCAGGAACUGUCUUUGAUUAUUUCAUUGAUCCCGAGACCAAGAAAUUUGCUCCGUGGACGGAGAAAGUUACAAAGUUUAUCUUGGAUCCUGAGAUGCCACUUCAGGCUGUUCUUGUUCACACAGCGGAAACAACUCGUGUUCGUUAUUUUAUGGAUCUUCUUAUGGAGAAACGACGUCCUGUAAUGUUGGUGGGUAAUGCAGGAACUGGAAAGACUGUACUUGCUGGCGAUAAGUUUGCUUCGUUAGAUCCAGACGAAAUUAUGGUCGCCAACGUACCUUUUAAUUACUACACCACCUCUGCGAUGUUGCAAAAUGUUUUGGAAAAACCCCUGGAGAAGAAAGCCGGUCGGAAUUAUGGACCACCUGGAUCGAAGAAACUUAUUUAUUUCAUUGACGACAUGAACAUGCCAGAGGUUGACACAUACGGUACAGUAUCACCUCACACAUUGAUAAGACAACAUCUCGACUACAGUCAUUGGUACGACAGAAAUAAGUUGACAUUGAAGGAAGUUCAUAAUUGUCAAUAUGUUGCCUGUAUGAAUCCAACCGCUGGAAGUUUCACGAUAAACCCGCGUCUUCAGCGUCAUUUUUGUGUGUUCGCUGUGAGUUUUCCUGGUCUCGACGCCCUCAAGACAAUUUAUUUGAGCAUACUGCAAGGUCAUAUUUCUGUGAACAACAUAUCAAGCUCCGUGGGAAAAAUUGCAGAAAAACUUGUGGACUGUGCGUUAGCUAUGAAUCAAAAGGUCACGAGUACUUUCCUACCGACAGCUGUGAAAUUUCAUUAUAUUUUCAAUCUGCGCGAUUUAUCAAACAUCUUUCAAGGUGUGUUGUUCUCUACGGCAGAGUGUGUUAAAUCUCCCGCUGAUCUCGUACGUUUAUGGAUGCAUGAAGGCAACAGAGUAUAUCGAGAUAAAUUGGUCGAAGAGAAAGACAUGGUACUUUAUGAUAAAAUACAAAAGGAUAUGACGACCAGAUUCUUUGAGGACUUCGAGGAGACUGUGUUGUACGAGCAACCAUUGUUGUUUACUCAUUUCUCUGGCGGUAUUGGCGAAGCUAAAUAUCUUCCAAUACCGAACUGGCCACAUCUCAGUAAACUUCUAACAGAAACACUGGAUAAUUAUAAUGAAAUAAACGCCGUAAUGAAUCUCGUGUUGUUUGAAGACGCUUUACAACACAUCUGUCGUAUCAAUCGAAUUCUCGAGUCUCCACGUGGUAAUGCUCUUCUUGUUGGUGUUGGUGGUAGUGGCAAGCAGAGUUUGGCGAGACUUGCGGCGUUUAUCAGUGCUUUGGAGGUUUUUCAGAUCACAUUAAGGAAAGGAUAUUCCAUUGCCGACAUGAAGGCUGACCUUGCAAUGUUGUGUACUAAAGCUGGUCUAAAGAACAUCGGAACUGUUUUUCUUCUUACUGAUGCUCAAAUACCCGAAGAACAUUUCCUUGUGUUGAUUAACGAUCUCCUGGCAUCUGGUGAAAUUCCUGGUCUAUUUCCUGACGAUGAAGUAGAGAACAUUAUAUCCGGUGUGCGUAAUGAAGUGAAAUCUUCUGGUCUACAGGACACCAGGGAAAAUUGUUGGAUGUUUUUCAUUGAAAGGAUACGUAGGAAUCUCAAGGUCGUUUUAUGUUUUUCACCAGUCGGCACAACACUGCGCGUGCGUAGUAGGAAAUUUCCCGCGGUGACCAACUGUACGGCUAUUGAUUGGUUCCACGAAUGGCCAGCGGAAGCGUUGGUCUCCGUCAGUCGCCGAUUCCUUGAGGACAUUGAACAGGUCAAGGGAGAUCAAAAACAAUCCGUUGCAGAGUUCAUGUCUUUCGUUCACACCAGUGUUAAUCAAAUGAGUCAGGAAUAUUUGAUCUCUGAAAGACGUUACAACUACACAACACCAAAGAGCUUUUUAGAACAGAUCAAGUUGUACGAAACAUUGUUACGAAAGAAGAACAUGGAACUUAUGCAAAAAAUGGAACGUUUGGAGAAUGGUUUGUUGAAGUUACAAAGCACUGCUUCUCAGGUGGACGAUCUAAAAGCAAAGCUGGCUUCUCAAGAAGUGGAACUGCAGCAGAAAAAUGAAGAUGCGGAUAAACUUAUUCAAAAAGUUGGCGUGGAGACUGAGAAAGUGAGCAAGGAAAAAGCUAUUGCUGACGAAGAAGAAAAGAAGGUAGCCGUCAUUGCUCGCGAUGUGGCAGAGAAACAACGAUCUUGUGAAGCGGAUUUAGCUAAAGCCGAGCCUGCGUUGGUUGCUGCUCAGGAUGCACUGAAUACUUUAAAUAAGAACAAUCUUACAGAGCUCAAGUCGUUUGGUUCUCCUCCAGCAGCUGUAAUGAACGUGACAGCAGCAGUUAUGAUGUUGUUAUCGCCGCCAACUAAAAUUCCUAAGGAUCGAAGUUGGAAAGCGUGUAAGAUUAUGAUGGCAAAGGUGGAUCAAUUCUUGGAUCAGUUACUCAACUACGACAAGGAGAACAUUCACGACAACAAUCUUAAAGCAGUUCGCCCGUAUCUGGAUGAUCCCGAUUUCCGGCCGGAAUUUAUCUCCGCGAAAUCGCUAGCUGCCGGUGGUCUUUGUGCUUGGGUUAUCAACAUUAUUAAGUUCUUCGAAGUGUUCUGUGAUGUCGAGCCGAAAAGAAUGGCGUUGCAAGCCGCUAAUGCAGAGCUUGCUGCGGCAGAAGAUAAAUUAAGCAAGAUCAAAGCAAAGAUUAAAGAACUUGAUGAUAAUUUGGCUGAAUUGACAGCUUCAUUCGAGAAAGCAACCCAAGAAAAACUGAAAUGUCAAGAAGAAGCUGAGAGCACUGCGCGUACAAUAUCUCUUGCAAAUAGAUUGGUCGGUGGUCUUGCUUCAGAGAAUGUAAGAUGGGCCGAGGCUGUCGAAAGUUUUAAAAUACAAUCCACGACAUUGCCUGGUGAUAUAUUGUUGAUUUGUGCUUUUGUGUCGUACGCUGGUUGCUUUACAAGGAGAUAUCGUGACAGUUUGAUGAAAGAAAAGUUACCCGAGUUUAUGAAACAACAAAAGGUGCCCAUUCCCAUCACUCAGGAUCUUGAUACCUUAACGCUACUGACGGACAACGCAACGAUAGCUUCUUGGCAAAAUGAGAGCCUGCCUUCAGAUCGAAUGUCAACAGAGAAUGCAACGAUACUCACAAACUGUGAAAGAUGGCCGCUUAUGAUCGAUCCCCAGCUACAGGGGAUCAAAUGGAUCAAAACACGUGAAGGGGAAAACCUGAGGGUUGUUCGUUUGGGACAAAAAGGAUUUCUUGAUAGUAUUGAACGCGCUGUAUCGAACGGUGACUGUGUUUUGAUUGAAAAUAUGGGUGAAAGUAUUGAUGCUGUUCUUGAUCCGCUGGUUGGACGAAAUACGAUAAAAAAAGGAAGAUACAUCAAGAUUGGCGACAAAGAAACAGAAUAUCAUCCAGAUUUCAGACUCAUUCUUCACACGAAACUGGCAAAUCCUCACUAUAAACCAGAACUACAGGCUCAGACAACCUUGAUUAACUUCACUGUGACACGCGAAGGACUCGAGGACCAGUUAUUGGCAAAUGUUGUCGCAAAAGAAAGACCUGAUCUUGAAGAAACAAAAGCUAAACUGACCCGACAACAAAACGAGUUUACAGUCAAACUCAAGGAGCUCGAGGAUUCGUUAUUGUCUCGACUUUCAGCCGCUGGUGGCAACUUUCUUGGCGAUACUGCUCUUGUGGAGAACCUGGAAACUACUAAACGUACAGCUGCUGAAAUUGAGGUUCAGGUAGCGGAGGCGAAGGUCACUGAAAUACAGAUCAACGAAGCUAGAGAACAAUAUCGACCUGCAGCAGCAAGGGCAUCUCUACUGUACUUCAUAUUAAAUGAUCUUAACAAGAUAAAUCCCAUAUAUCAAUUUUCUCUGAAGGCCUUCAAUGUUGUCUUUCAAAAAGCCAUCGAACGUGCUGAGCCAAGUCAAGAAAUCAAAAUCCGUGUGGACAAUCUCAUCGACUGUAUUACAUAUUCUGUCUUUAUUUACACAACUCGUGGUCUCUUUGAAGCUGAUAAAUUGACUUUUACAGCUCAAGUAGCUUUUCAGAUUUUACUUAUGCGAAAAGAGAUCAGUUCGACGGAGUUGGAUUUCUUGUUACGUUUUCCUGCAGCAGUAAAUGUUACAACACCUGUUGAUUUUCUUUCAAAUCAUUCCUGGGGUGGUAUUAAAGCGCUGAGUAACAUGGAAGAAUUCCGUAAUCUAGAUCGUGAUAUAGAGGGUUCUGCUAAAAGAUGGAAAAAAUUUGUUGAAAGUGAAUGCCCAGAGAAAGAGAAGUUCCCUCAAGAAUGGAAGAACAAAACUGCUUUACAGAAACUGUGUAUGAUGCGUGCCCUCAGACCAGAUAGAAUGACAUACGCCGUGAGGAAUUUUAUCGAAGAAAAAUUGGGCAAUAAAUAUGUGGAGAAUAGAAAAAUUGAAUUCGCUAAAUCUUACGAGGAAACGGGACCUGGUACUCCUGUUUUCUUUAUUCUAUCGCCUGGUGUUGAUCCAUUAAAGGAUGUUGAAGCUCUUGGAAAGAAAAUUGGUUUUACUAUCGACAACAGAAACUUUCAUAACGUCUCUCUUGGACAGGGUCAGGAAAUUGUUGCUGAACAAGCUUUACAAUUGGCGGGAAAAGAAGGACAUUGGGUUGUAUUACAGAAUAUUCAUUUGGUGGCGAAAUGGUUGUCGACUUUAGAGAAAACUCUUGAAGCCUAUAGCGAAGGAAGCCAUGAAAACUAUCGUGUUUAUAUGUCUGCCGAGCCUGCUGGAUCCCCUGAUAGUCACAUCAUACCUCAAGGUAUCCUCGAGUCAUCCAUUAAGAUCACGAAUGAACCUCCAACAGGAAUGAUGGCAAAUCUUCAUCAAGCCUUGGACAACUUCAACCAGGACACACUCGAAAUGUGCGCUCGUGAGAAUGAAUUUAAGAGCAUUCUCUUCGCAUUGUGUUAUUUCCACGCUGUCGUAGCCGAGAGACGAAAGUUUGGUCCACAAGGAUGGAAUCGUUCUUACCCAUUCAACACAGGAGAUUUAACAAUAAGCGUAAAUGUCUUGUAUAACUAUCUCGAGGCAAACGCCAAGGUACCGUGGACAGAUCUACGUUAUCUUUUUGGUGAGAUCAUGUAUGGUGGUCAUAUUACUGAUGACUGGGAUAGAAGACUUUGUCGUACGUAUCUGGAGGAGUAUAUGAAACCUGAAAUGUUGGAAGGUGAACUGAAUCUCGCUCCAGGUUUUCCAGUUCCCGGGAACAGUGACUACAAGGGUUAUCAUUCCUACAUCGACGAAGUUCUCCCCCCGGAAAGUCCAUAUCUCUACGGUUUACAUCCAAAUGCAGAGAUUGGUUUCCUUACAGCAACAUCAGAUAACCUCUUCAAGACGGUCCUAGAGAUGCAACCACGUGACACGGGGGGUGGUGAGGGUGGUGGAAGUACACGCGAGGAAAAAGUAAAGCAAGUUUUGGAUGAGAUUCGUGAGCGAUUACCCGAUGAUUUUAAUGUGCAAGAAAUGAUGGCGCGAUGCGAGGACAGAAAUCCUUAUGUUGUCGUCGCUUUUCAAGAAUGCGAACGCAUGAGUAUGUUAACUAGUGAGAUGAGACGAAGUUUGAGAGAGUUAGAUCUUGGUUUGAAGGGUGAACUCACCAUAACAUCCGACAUGGAGGAUCUUUCGAAUGCGUUGUUUUUCGAUCACGUGCCAGGCUCGUGGGAACGCCGUGCUUACCCAUCAAUGGCGACACUUGCCGCUUGGUUCUCAGAUCUCUUACUGCGUAUAAAAGAACUGGAAAGUUGGACUUCUGAUUUUUGUCUUCCGAAUGUCGUGUGGCUGUCUGGUUUUUUUAAUCCACAGUCAUUUCUUACUGCUAUUGAACAAUCCAUGGCUCGUAAAAACGAAUGGCCUCUUGACAAGAUGACGUUAUCUGUCGAUGUGACCAAAAAGAAUAAAGAUGAUUUCAACAGUCCACCCCGUGAAGGUGCUUAUGUUCACGGUUUGUUCAUGGAGGGUGCCCGCUGGGAUACACAAACUGGUAUGAUCGCGGACUCAAGACUUAAAGAACUCACUCCCAAUAUGCCUGUUAUCUUCAUAAAAGCGAUUCCUGUCGAUAAACAAGAAACAAAGAAUGUCUACGAAUGUCCAGUGUAUAAAACUAGGCAACGUGGUCCAACUUACGUCUGGAAUUUCUUUCUUAAAACCAAAGAAAAUCCCGCAAAAUGGACUCUAGCCGGCGUCGCUUUGCUUCUUAGUGCUUGAACAUUUGAUAAAAUGUUUGGAAAAGAUUACGAAAUGUUUGUAAAUUUUUUUAAGGAAUGUUUGUUUUUAUGUUUGUAAAUUUGAUAUACGUAUAUUUGAAAAGCUUUCUAUACUAUGUAUAAAUUAAUAUAUGUUUAUUGAUAAGUAAAGAACAUAGGAAUUGUU